AAUAAUAACAAAUCAACGUCAAAAUUUACUGCAGCAUGGUAGCGUGAUUAUUUGCACUUUUAAUAAGAAAAACAAAAAUUUUUGCCUAAUUAUGUCGGAUUCAUCUGAUAACGAGGACUUAUCUCGCUUCAGAGAAGCUGUGGAUACAUCUUUCACUACACUGAUUGAUCAAUCACGGGGUAAAAAGCCAGAACAAAGCAAAGCAAAAGAGGUACCAGAAUUAAAAUCUGAACGAUAUCUGGAGGUAGCAAGUCACUACAACGAUGUGAAGGUACCAGCAGAGAUGCAGAAGCAGAUUGGCGCCAAAAUAUCAGCGAUAAUUGAUAAGAAGAUAAAGUUUGUGGAUGUUGAAAAUAAUUUUAAGAAAAGGAAAAUCAAGGGUGGUGUAAAAUUAUUUAGGGACUCUUCGGAGUACCUAUCCCAUGAAGACGCUAAGGACACAUACACAGAGUCACACAACGCGGAGGCCAAGAAGCUUCGAAAAAAGAAGAAGGAUACUGAAUACAAUAAUAUGGAUGAGAAUGAAAAACUGAAUGCCACUGUUGUAAGUGGGGAAUAUGUUUUAUCCAAAGAAGAAACAAAAUGUUGGAAAUCACGAAGGAAAGAAAAAAUAUUCAAAUACAAAUCUCAAGGCAAAAGUAAGGUUUUGACUGCUGUAGAAUAGAAUUAGUUUUAAAGUAUCUUUAUGAAGUUUUUGAGGUUUUUGAAUAAACAAAGUCAAGAUAAACAUUGAA
Molecule: messenger RNA, 734 nt
Organism: Ostrinia nubilalis (European corn borer)
Lineage: Eukaryota; Metazoa; Arthropoda; Insecta; Lepidoptera; Crambidae
Exons: 4
Coding region: 92-664 (190 amino acids)
Source: RefSeq, a predicted model, not a curated record